Castor canadensis (American beaver) is the source of this 1782-nucleotide messenger RNA. RefSeq names its product thioredoxin related transmembrane protein 1 (gene Tmx1). Gene Ontology annotation, molecular function: disulfide oxidoreductase activity. Lineage: Eukaryota; Metazoa; Chordata; Mammalia; Rodentia; Castoridae. Gene Ontology annotation, cellular component: endomembrane system. The record is from RefSeq and is a predicted model, not a curated record.
UGCGGGGAGGGGGGGCGGCUGCGCGUGCUGAGGUGGGCGAGCGGCCGACAUGGCGCCCUCCGGGCGUCUGGUUUCUUUGGUGGCCUUGGUGGUGGUGUUUUGGGGGGCUCCCUGGGCCCACGGCCGGCGGAGCGACGUGCGCGUCAUCACGGACGAGAACUGGACAGAGCUGCUGGAAGGAGAGUGGAUGAUAGAAUUUUAUGCUCCCUGGUGUCCUGCUUGUCAGAAUCUUCAACCAGAAUGGGAAAGUUUUGCUGAAUGGGGAGAAGAUCUUGAGGUUAAUGUUGCAAAAGUAGAUGUCACAGAGCAGACAGGACUAAGUGGACGGUUUAUUAUAACUGCUCUUCCUACUAUUUAUCAUUGUAAAGAUGGUGAAUUUAGGCGCUAUCAGGGUCCACGGACUAAGAAGGACUUCAUAAACUUCAUAAGUGAAAAAGAGUGGAAGAGUAUUGAACCAGUUUCAUCAUGGUUUGGUCCAGGUUCUGUUCUGAUGAGUAGUAUGUCAGCACUUUUUCGGCUGUCUAUGUACAUCAGGACUUGUCAUAACUAUUUUAUUGAAGACCUUGGAUUACCAGUUUGGGGUUCAUACACAGUUUUUGCUUUAGUGACUCUGCUUUCAGGACUAUUAUUAGGACUUGGUAUGAUAUUUGUUGCAGAUUGCCUUUGUCCUUCAAAAAGGCGCAAACCACAGCCAUACUCUUCAAAAAAAUCAUUACCAGAAUUUUCUCAGCCUUUGAAAAAAGUGGAGGAAGAACAAGAGGCUGAUGAAGAAGAUGUUUCAGAAGAGGAAGCAGAAAAUAAAGAAGAGACAAACAAAGACUUUCCACAGAAUACCAUAAGACAACGCUCUGUGGGUCCAUCAUUGGCUACAGAUAAAUCCUAGUUAAUUUUUACAGAUACCUUAAUACUACAGUUUUGACAAAAGCAAAAGAUCGAUCAUUUGUUUUGAAGUGAACUGUGACUUGCUUGUAUUUUGCAGGGCUCAGUGUAAGUGAUCAUAGAUUGAACAGUUUUCAUUCAGAAAAUAAAAGCAACUAUAAAAGUGUGGAAUUUAUGAUUUAUAAACAUGUGGCGGUUUAAACAAUAAUUUUAGAAAAUCUGGUGCCAAGCAGUAAGACUUGUGUUAUGUUUAUUAAUGGUAAUCUGUUUCAAGUCUGAGAUGAAAAAUUAUAUUUCCCAAGAUUUGCAUUACUCUGGGGUGUUUAAGAAGAUUACUUUAGAGAAAAAGAUUUCUCAUUUGAUAUGAUUUUUCUCAGUUUCACUGUGUGAAAAAAAAGAACAUAUUUCCCAUAAAUGGGAACUUUGCCCCCACUGUCUCAAGAAAUUUGUACUUCAAUUGAAACUGUGGUCUUUAGAGGUAGAGUUAAAAAUUUCCUCAUAGAUUUUAGAUUAUGCAACUAAUAAAAACUCUCUUGCUUUAAUUAUAGUUUUCUACACAUGAUAUAACAGGACAUAACUACUGAUUUAGGCAGGUUUUGUAAGUCCAUGGUAUUCUCGGGAUUCCUGUAAAGGUUGAUUACCCUUUUUGGUCUCUAGUUAAGUGUAUGGCUUGUGUUUUUUGUCUUAGGUUACAUUUUUUUAAAUUGGAUGAUAGGAAAAGUAUGACUGUUAAAUUUGCUGUUGGUAUAUACUAUUUUUGUGUGUGUUUGAAACUGAACUGAGAGAACCAACUAAUUGAACUGUUAAGAUUUUGGCCAUCCAUUCCAGAUUUUACAUUAUUAUUGAACCUUGUCUUGAAUUUUUCUUUGCCUUUUUUUUUUUAAUUGUGAAGAUGGGUAUUCC